UCAUCCCUACCUCGGUGUCUCUAAUACGCUGCGGGAUUUUUUUUUUUGCUCUAUUACUAUUUUUUGUCGUAAUUGUAAUUUGAUCGUCGAAUUGCAAAAUUUCUUUGAUUUGCUGUCGAGGGUUCUUCAGCGAGAGCCCCAUGAAUGGCACGGGUUCAACAACGAUCAAAUUGAAAGUAUCCGCCAAUUGCGUCAAAUAAGAAAAAAAAAAACUUUUUACUUUCUUGUGUAUGCGUGUGUGUGUGUGUGUGUGUCGCAGUGUGCUGCACAUAGCGCAGCAUUCGGUUGAACUUUAAAUACAAAUACAAUCGAAUAAAACAUAGAAUUGUCCAACACGCAAGUACAGUAAAAAAAAAAAAAAUUAAUUUUCAGAUGAAUUCGCAGUCCUUGGGCUCGUUCAUUUGACGAGCCGAGUUACCAAUUUGUGUUUGUGCCUCACAUUGCAAUUCUUAAUGCAGAACAAGUCGCGCGCUCGUUGAAAAAAAAAAAAUAAAACAAAAAAAGUACUUGCUACAUUUUUUUUCUCGUACGUCUUCGUAUAUGAAAUCGGUAAUAUCACACAUAUGUAUAUGUUGUUUGUUGUAUAUGUGUGUAUGCGUGUAAGUGUGCGCUCCGCGUUGCGUUUUUUUUUUGUUGAGAAUUCUAGCCGCUGAAGCGCUCCUGUGUGUUUGUGUGCGUCUGUGCGAGCGAGCGAGCGAGCAGAAAGGCAAUACCGACAUCAACCACAACAACAGCAACAGCAACAGCUACAACCAAACUCUACAUACACAGUCGCAGCUCACACACUCUUGUCAUGUUGACACUCUUGCGGAUUCGGCCUGCACUUGCAUAGCGCUGCCGAUGCCCGAUGUAACCACUGGACAAGUAUUAGACUAAGGACUAGGAGCAGACGACGCGGACAAAGCCACGACAAGGACUUGGAUUACGAGCUCUAAGCAGCAGCCGCAGCCGCAGCAGCAGCACUCCUGCUUUGCAGCAAGAUGCCACGCUUUCGGAACGAUGAGCUGGUAGAGACCCGGUACAAGGAUGGCGACAUUGUUUGGGUUAAGAUACACAAUUCGGAGAUUUGGUGGCCCGGCGAGGUAACCUCCUCGCAGGACUUUCGCUUCGUCAACAGCUCGCGACGUCCGUUCGCAGUCGUCGAGUUCUUCAAUGAGCGAACCUUCGAACAGGUGAACACGGCCAAGCUGAUUUAUCCAUUUCAAUGCGAACACAAAUCGGAAUUCAUCAAAAUGGGCACCAGAAAAUCCGUGGCCCCGGACAUGAGGGACAAGUUCAACGAGGAUGUCAAGUACGCCGAGAAUCGUUGGGCGGCCAACAACGAGGCAGCCGAAGCUGCAGCCCGGCCCGAAAGUCUCAUUAAGGCGCUGCUCUCGAGCAGCAGCAGCAGCAACAGCCUCUUCAAUAUCAACAACAACAACAGCAGCACCUGCAGCAGCAGCAACGGCAAGCAGGACUCGACGAUACGGAUCAUGGACAUUGGAGCGCCGGCUGCAGCCUAUGCGCGUCCGGAGGGACGCAACGAUCAGCGAUACGAGUGCAAUCUGUGCGACUUUCACACCAGCAGCAUGAAUGUGCUGCUCAUCCAUCGUCGCACCCAUGUGGAGCUUAGCCGAUAUGGAGGUGGCGGAUUAGUAGGCGGCGGAAUAGGAGGAGGAGGAGGAGGCGGAGGAGGCGGAGGCGGAUGCAGCACAAGCAGCUGCAGCAUCUACAGCAGCAGCAGCGGAGUCGGUAUCGGCGUCGGGAGCGCCAAUGUGCGUCAGCUGCUGCAACAGCGGGCGACAAGACGGGCCAAUACAUCGGCCAGCCGGGACACAUACUCCUCGUCGCUGUGGCGCUGCCAAUCCCGGCAUGUGUCCAUUGUGGUCGAUGCGCCGCUUACGGACGAGGAACAGCGCCAGGUGGCGAGCAUAGCGCAGCUAACCUUGGCCAGCAUUGAGCGUGUGGUCAAGUCGCCAACGCAGGAGCUGGAUAGAGAUCGGGAGCGAGAGCGGGCGCGUGCACGCGCACGCCUGCCCAGGGCGACAAGGGAGCGAGAGAGGACGCGAGAGCGAGAACGGGAAAGGGAGCGGGAGCGAGAGCGUCGACGUGAACUCGAACUUGACCUGCAGACACUUGGCAGCGAGUGCUCCGUUGCGCUGCAGCUGCAGCGUCGCAGCACCCAGUUGAUGAGCGCACGGGAUCCGCGACGCAGACGCUGUCAUCAGCUGCGCGCCACGAUGCCGGCGCCGCCGAUGCUGCCGCCGACGCCGCCAACGCCGCCGGCAAAGGUGCGUCGCCUGACGCGCUCCAUUAGCCGCCAGCAGGAGCGCAGUCCCAGCUUGUCCCAUUCGCAAGCAGGCGAAGCAGCUGGAAUAGGAGCGGUAGCAGCAGCAGCAGCAGCAGCAGCAGCAGUCGAAGGAGGAGGAGGAGCGGCAGCAGCAGCUCAACUGUUGCCACUUGCGCCGCCGGCCGCCAUGUCCGGCUUGGUGUCGCCGCAAACGCCACCGGCGCCGGGCAAGCGCAAGACUCUGACGCUGAUGACGCCCAGCCCGACGCCCGCGCCGGCCAAGGGCAACAAGUCAAAGCUCAAGGCCAAAUCCCAGCCCAAUUAUACAUCGACGCCCAUCGUUGUCAAGCGCGGACGCAAGCGUCUGCGCGCCGAGACGGAGCAGAUGCAGGAGACGCGCCAGACCGAGCAGCAGCCGAAGACAAAACAGGAAUCGGAACGGGAACUGGAACCGGCAAGAGAAAGAGAAGGGGAACUGGAACGUGAACCGGAACGGGAUACCGUCAAGGGCGUUGCGGCCGCGUCGCGUGAGCUGCACCGUCGACUGCUCGCCGAGUGGGGCGACUACGAGCAGGAGGAGCUGCCCGAGGUGCACAACAAACAGCAGACCAAUGGACAGCCCACGGAGACGCUGCACAAGAAGCAGCUGCAUCACAAGCUAAUGCUUCCACGCGCCCAGCCUCAGCCUCAGCCGCAGCCGCAGGCGCAGCCGCAACCUCAGCCGAAAUCAACAGCGGCGCCGGCGGAGGAUUACGGCGAGGAGGAGAGCUCAGAGCCCGGACCGUCCGGUAAGACGCAGCUGCCGUCGAAACGCAUACGCAACAUACCAAAGAAGGAUCGGCGCGAUGUGGUGCUGCAGGAGUUCGACAUGGGCGCGCCCGAGGAGCCCAUCAUAAUACAGGACAGCGACGCCAGCUCCAAUGAGAGCGUCGUCUUUGUCGACUCCGCGGAGCCGCAACAGCAUCAGCAGCGCCUGUCCAAGGCAAAUCUGCAGGCCGCCCAGGCGCACGCGCAGCAUGUCAAGGCUGGCUCCUCCUGCUUUGACUUUGCCGAGGAGGAUGACGAAGAGCAUGCUGCACUGCAGCCAACCGCUCUGCCGCCUGAUGGCCAAAAUGGCUUGAGCUACAGGCGACGCACCAAGCCCGCCCCGACGACGCUGAUCAAUGGCGAGGAGAAGCAGCGGGAACGGGAACGGGAACGGGAACGCGAACGAGAACGAGAACGGCAGCAGUCAAUUGGUGAGCCGGAGCUGCAGCUGGCUGAGCACUUCAAGGGCUUCAACGAGCCGGAGCAGCAGCUGGAGCCGGCAGCGUACGCGCCCGUUGCCGAAACCGCUGAGCUGGAUGCAGCUGAUGUGGAUCAGGAGCAGGAGCAGCUCAGUCUGCCCAUCAAGGAGCGACAGAAGCGCAUCUUCAAGUCGCGCAACAAAUCCCAGCAGGCGGCGGCACAGCGCGACGAGACGCUCGAUACGGAGGAGAUGCCAAUGCCAGCGCUUGAGGAGAAGCCCUCGACGACAACGUCGGCAGCGGCGGCGGCAGCGGCAGCGACGGCGGCAGCGACAGCAGCGGCAAUGGCGGCGUCUGUCUUCAUGGAGCACCUGCUGCCGCUGCACACGGAGCUAACGUUGCCGCCCCUCGAUCCCAGGCUGGCCAAUGGAGGCGCCGCCGGCAGCGUUGCCGAUCCGAGGACCGAGCAACGACGACGCAAGUCCAAGGCCAAGAAGAAGAAGAACAACAACAACAACGUCAACGUCAGUGGCGAGGGCGCAGCAGGGGGCACGGCUGGUGUACCCAAGAAAAAGAAGAAGAAGAAGAGCGACGUGCCAGGAGAGGAGAAGACCAAGUCGAAAACCAAAAAGAAAAACAAGUCGAGCAGCAAGAGAACGCAAACCUUUCCAAAGGCAAAGCCACCACAGCCAACGCUGGAGCCAAAACAGGAACCGGAACCGGAACCGGAGCCGGAGCCGGAACAGGAGCCCGAACCGGAGCCGGAACCGGAGCUAAGCACAACGCAAACCCUGUGCCAAUAUCCAGUUCAAUAUCCAGUCCAAGCACCGAUCCCAGCCCAUGCCCACAGCCACAGCCACGCCCAUUACUCCGGCGGCGGGCUGUUCUCGGGGGCUGCUGCGUCAGCAGCGGGCGGCAGCAGCGCAGCGCUGCUGCACCUGAGCACAAACACGAACAGCAACCACAGCAACACGAGCUCCUUCCAGCAGCAGGUGCACAGCAAUAGCAACAGCAACAGCAGCUCCAUCACGUCCAACAUGGCCGUCAUCUCGGCGGAGGAGGCGCGCGAGCUGCAGCGUUCGGCGCCAGCGCUGGCCGAGGAGUCCACAACGGCAACGGAAUCGAGCGCUGUGCUCAUACUGGAGGACAUACUGUUGCCCAAUCUCUACGAGCUGCCGGUGGGCGCCAGCUCCGACAAUAGCAACAGCAGCGCCAGCUUUGCCAGCAGUCGGAGUCAGCUGCGGCGGCAGCCGGCGAGGCACAGGCCAGACAAGCAGCAGCAAGAAGCCGAGGAGGAGGCGGAGGAGCAGCAGCAGCAGCAACAGGAGCAACAGGAGCAGGAACGACAACGGCAGCAAGAAGAGGAACUGGAACGUGAACGGCAACGAGAGCGUGAAGAGGAACUGGAGCUGGAACGAGAACGGGAAGAGUAUGAGCAUUUGCGCACAUUAGAGGAUUCGCCGCCAGCCACCUCCUCGUCCAGCUGGGCAAACAGCAAUCCAUCGACGCCACCGACAGGCCUGCGCUUCGAGGGCAAACUGAAGAAGCGCGAACGCGAAAUGUUACGCAAAUACGAGGCGGACAUGACCAGCGGACGCAGCGCCGAAAUCUGUCGCAUUGCCCGCCAGCGUUGGGCGCGCGCCCGCAGCCUGCACAAGCCCAACUCGGACGAGCGCCAGCUGCUGCUGCGAUUGGAGCAGCUGCCGCUGCGUGCCCUGCUGCGCUGGGGCAAGCGGGCCGUCAGCGAGCAGCCGACGGCAGAGACGCUGCCGGAGGCAGCAACUGUUGCAGUGCGCGCCAAAUCCUGCCUGGCGCUGGCCAUGCUGCAGGACGAGGCGAUGGUCGCCAGAGCCAGGCGCCAGCUGGAGCAGCUGCGCGAGCAGCAACAGCUCUUGAAGAGGCGAUGCACAAGUCCCAAUCCCGAGUUGCGACGGCGACGCAGCCGGCAAGAGUCGCAGCCCGAAUCAGAUCAGCAGCUGCAGCCUGACGAGGAACAGCCGGAGGCGGACACAUCGGGACCAUCAUCACCACCGGUCCAACCGGAGCUGGGUGGGGAGCACAAGGAGCCGGGCCAGCAACAGGAUUCCAAUACAGAUCCGCGCAUCUGCGCCGUGAUGACGCAUCCGAUACCCGGCUACAAUAACACCUUCAUGCUCUGCUCCUUGACGAACAACAACAAUUUUACGCCCUUGAACAACGAGGCGCUGUAUCUGGACAGCGAGAAUCAUUUGGUGCCCGUGCCGCUGGAGGCGUUGACCGAAUCGCCGCGUCUGCCCGACGGACAUCCCCUGUCGGCGGUCUUUCUGCUCGAGGGCGAGGCCAUGGCGCAGGUGGUCCAGCCGGAGCAACAGCAACAGGCGGCGGCGUCGGCAGCGUCACGACAAUUGGCGCUCAGCGCUGGCCAGGAGCAGGAGCAGGAGCAGGAGCAGGAGGUGCCCGCCGCCGCGGCCGCCAUGCUGGGCAUGAUGACGCCCCUUAGCCAGGUGGCCGAGACCAUGCCACGAGGCGAACGUGAAGCCGACGCAGAUCACCCGACCGAGGAGGGCGAGGACGAGGAGGAGGAGGAGGAGGAAGACGUAGAUGACAACGACGACGACGACGAUGAUGACGAUGAUGAGGAUGAGAAUGAGGAGGAUGAGAAUGUGGCUGCAGCUGAUGGCGCUGGGCAUGAUCAACCGGAGGCGACUGUGGCACCGCAAUCGGCGCACGAUGAGAUCUAUCAGCUGCAAUCGAAUGUGCUGCAGCUGAGCGUGAAUGGCCACCAGCUGGAGCUGACCACCGAGGUGCUAAUGAACAUAGCCGAACAGCAGGAUGACAUUGUCAUCGAGAUUGACGGCGGCGGCCAGGCCAUGCUCCAUGCCAGCGACAUUCUGCAGGCGGCCAAGAACUAUCUGCAGGAGCGCGAUUUGCAGCUGGUCAAUCUCGAGGAUAUGGCCCUGGAUGCGGAUGAGCAGCAUGUGACGCCGGCACAGGUGACGCCGGCGCAGCCAAAUGAUUUGCUGGCCGCGGCGCUUGCCGGCAGCGAUGUGGUCGACGCGGGCGUCGGACUACUGCACAUCGAUACGCGACAGCAGCCAACAGGAGUGGGCGUGGCAACUGGAGUGGCCAUGGCCACGGAUGAUGUGGUCGGUUUCAUGGCGCACGCACUGCCCCUGGCCGGGGCAACGACACACCUGACGCCGCCGAUAACGGCGCGAACGAACGAGACGAACGCGCUGCUGGAUCAGACGCCCAUCAUGUCGACGCUGGAGAAUCCGAGCGGCGGUCUGCAGCUGCAUCGGCGCGUCUCGCCGCUGCUGGAGGGCAAUCUCGAGGAUAGUCUGGCCGUGAUCGGUGUGACCAGCCAUGGCAAUGGCAGCGGUGUGCCCACAUCUCUUGAGCUGCCCAUCACGGUCACCAAUCCGGCAAUUGCGCCGCGCCCCGCCGUCUCCUCCAACGUUGCCGCCGCCAAUGCCGCCGCUGCCGCCGCCGAUCUGGCCAAGUUUGUGCCGUUCCAGUAGAAGAUCGGGGCGGCUGGGUUGCCCGGAGCAGCAGGAACUCCAACUGGAUGCUAGUUUCCGAAAUCUGCAACGGGAAUACAUUUUUUUUUUUUAUUUCUCUACAAAAUAAGCGCAAUUUUUUUUUUUUUUUUUUUUUUUGCUUAAUCUAAGAAAACGCUGACAACCCUGUUCGUGCUCUCUCCCUCUCGCUCUCUCUGCCUCCUGCUCUCUCCCACACUCUCCCUCUCGCUCAGCCCAAAAUGUUGCUUAGGAAAUUCAUGUGCAAAGUUUUUUUUUUUUAAUUGUUUUUUGUUUUUGUUUUCUACUUUCUUUUUUUUUUUUUAAUUUUCCUUUUACAUUGGAAAUGUAAGAGAAAAUAAGUUAGUUUAAGUUUAGGCUAAGAGAAAAGAGAAAAUAAGAGGAAGAGCAGGAGCGAAAGAAAGCAACAAAACAAAAGGAAACUAGAAAUUAAGAAUUGAGAGAAAAAACGGCAAAGACGAAAAAAAAA
Molecule: messenger RNA, 7482 nt
Organism: Drosophila virilis
Lineage: Eukaryota; Metazoa; Arthropoda; Insecta; Diptera; Drosophilidae
Source: RefSeq, a predicted model, not a curated record